This is a messenger RNA of Naegleria lovaniensis, 1281 nucleotides long. RefSeq lists its product as uncharacterized. Lineage: Eukaryota; Heterolobosea; Eutetramitea; Acrasida; Naegleriidae. The coding region runs from base 1 to 1281 and encodes 426 amino acids. The record is from RefSeq and is a predicted model, not a curated record. The transcript has a single exon.
AUGAUCUCCUCGAAUCAUUCAACCAAAAGUUCCGAUCAAGUGAUGAAUUCAGACUCGACACAAAUCUGUACCAUCACCUUCCCCAAUCAAAACACCUUCCAAAUGCCCAUUCCACACGUACCUCUCACAUCCGAUUCGUAUUGCCAAUCCUUCAACGUGGAUACUUGUUCCGAUGAAGAAAUUCAACAAUUCUUUUCCAAAUAUGGUUUCAUUGUGUUUGACAAUGUGUUGAACCAAGAUCAAGUCCAAGCGACCGUGAGCGAUAUCUUUGAUAUACUUGAAACCAAUACCAAUAAUCAAUUCCAACGUCAUGAUACUACGAAAUGGAAUAGUUGGCCAGAGAAUGCUUUGGAACAUUUCGGAAACGUUUCCAUACCAAGUAUCUUCUCGAGACAAUUUCUAAUGAAUCGACAGAACGAGAAAGUGGUGAAAGCCUUCUCUCGAGUAUUCCAAUUACCUGAAACGGAAUUAAUUGUGAGUCAUGAUCGAGCCUCCUUCUAUCGUCCUCCCAAAUUAAAUUCCAAAUACAAGACCAAAGCGAACUUACAUUUGGAUUGCAAUCCAGCAGAAGCCUUAGAUGAACCUGAGAAGGCCACAGUUUCCUACUCGGAAUUGAAUCGUUUGCAUUAUUCGAGUGGAAAGGGACAUUUCAUUACCGAGAAUAAUCAUAUAUGUACCAAACGUGAUGGUUUACAAGUUCAAGCCUUGAUCAAUUUGAAUGAUAACUUGAGUGAAGAUGGUGGUUUAAUUGUUGUCCCAGGUUUUCAUCAAUACUUUUCUCAAUUCUUUGAAUUAUCGGGUUUAGUGAAUGAUUUGGGUCGAGGUCGUCCCAGUUUUGCUUUCAAACCUCGAGAUCGAAUCACGGGUGAGAUUUAUCAAUUGGCUCAACGAAUUCCUUCCAAAGCUGGUUCAUUGAUUAUUUGGAAUCAAUUAUUAGCUCAUGGUUCUGCUCCUACGGACAUGCAGAAGAGUAAGGCUUCGUUCCGAAGUGCCAUGUAUUUACGAAUGUUUCCAAAAAGCAUGUUAUUGAGAGAAGGAGCUCAUCAUCGAAGAAAGAAUCGACGAGAGGCACUGAGAAAGAAGAUUCAUUUGUUGUAUUUGAAUGAGAGAAGACCUUUGGAAUUGUCGCCUUUGGGUCGUGCUGUGUUUGAUAUUGACGAUGAAGGGGCUUCAGUGAAUAGCGAAAAUUUGUUUGAUCCAACUCCUCCAUAUGCAGCUUCGUUAAAACCUUUGAGUUCAGAAAAGAAGUCAAAUGGUGGUGCCUCUAGCGAAGAUAAGUGA